AUGGGAAAGAAAGUGAAGAAAGAGAGUGAAAGUCCCUGCAAGGAAACGUUUCAACCACUACCUGUUGAGAGCAAAACCCCAGCAACAGCAGUGCUGCUGCUGAGCUCUCCAGAGGAGGACAUCCUAGUCAAAGCCUGUGAUGCAAUCCACACAUUUGCAGAGAAAGGAGAUGAGAACAAGGCUGCUCUGCUGGCAUUUGGGGCAUUAGAGCCUCUCUGCCAGCUCAUCACACACAACAACAAGCUGGUCAGACGCAACGCCUUCAUGGCCUUGGGCAUCAUGGCCACCAACAGUGAUGUAAAGAAUCCUCUGAAAAAAUUAGAUGUCAUCCCAUCAAUCAUUGACAAGCUCUCACUUGAAGAGGAUGUAGUUGUGCAUGAAUUUGCAACACUAUGCUUGGCCUCUCUGUCAGUGGAUUUCAUUUGUAAGGUCCAGAUCUUCGACAACAAGGGCCUAUCACCUCUAAUCCAGCUCCUAUCCAGUCCAGACCCCGAUGUCAAGAAGAACUCACUUGAGAUCAUCUUCAACCUGGUUCAGGAUUAUCAAAGUCGUGUGGCAGUGCAUAAGUUGGGUGGGAUCCCUCCACUUCUGGAACUGCUGAAGUCAGACUUCCCUGUCAUUCAGCAUUUGGCUUUAAAGACGCUGCAGAAUGUCACCACUGAUAAAGAUACUCGCAACACCUUGAGCGAAGAGCAAGGAUUUGAGAAGCUCAUGGAUAUCCUCAGUAAUGCGGACUUCAGCGACCUUCAUGCUGAGGCCUUACAGGUUGUUGCUAACUGUCUGAGUGACAGCGAAAGUUUCCAUCUGAUCCACAAGGGUGGAGGAGUGAGAAGGCUGAUGGAGUUCGUUCUCACCCCCAACAUGCCUGAAGUCCAGUCCAGUGCGGUUAAAUGCAUUGCCAGGGUUGCUCAGAACUCUGAGAAUCACAAAGCGCUCCAUGAGCAGAAUGUGGAGAAGGUUCUGGUAGAGCUUCUGUCUGUGGCGGACAUCAGCGUGAAAACAGCUGCCUGCCAGGCGUUGCCCGCCAUGAGCUUCCACCCAGCUAGCAAAGACAGCUUCAGAGGCCUGGGUGGUAUCCCCACAGUUGUACACUUGCUGAAAAAUGAGAGUUUGGCACUGAGAGAGGCAGCAACCCAGGCCCUCUCUAUCCUCACACAUAAAAACCAACGCAACGCAUUCGCAGUGUACGAGGCAGGAGGCCAUGAGAUCCUUGUCCAGCAGCUCAGUGGAAGCUGUCCGGGGAUGGUGGCCAAUUCUGCUGCCACACUUGCCAACAUGGCAGGACAGGAGGUCAUCCGCUGCAGCAUCUUGUCACAUGGAGCCAUGCAGGUUCUGGUGGAUCCCUUGAAGUCCACAAAUGUCCAGGUGCUGGUCAACACCAUGCAGUGCCUGGCAGUGCUGGCCUGUGAAACAGAAGCAAGGGCAGAGCUACAAAGUGCUGGAGGCCUUCAACCACUGGUCAAUUUGCUGCGCUCCUAUCACAAGGAGGUGUUGCAUAAUGCAUGCUGGGCUAUCAAUGUCUGUGCCAGUGAUGAGCCCACCGCUGUGGAGAUGUGCAAAUUUGGAGCUCUGGAAAUGCUUCAGGAAAUCAACCAAUCAGUGAAUCGUAGGAGCAGUUUCAGCAAGUUGGCAAUGAUCAGCCUGCUUAACUCCAACUUAUCUGUUAAAUACAGCCUGACAGAUCAUUUGGCGUCAACUGAUGUUGUUAGUGAUGGCUUCUAUGACGCUGGGAAGGCUCGUGCAGGUCAGAGGACUCUGACUUUAGAGGAGCUGUCCAAGCAGCCUGUCAACCAGCACCGGCCAAUCAUUGUUGUCAACAAAGCAACAGAUUUUGUUUGAUCUGUCUGUGGCAGAGAGACAGUGGAUGUGCCAGAAGAGAGACAAGGAAACCCAUCAGGAACAGACACCAGCAGCAGGACACCAAGGAAGAGGAAAGAGGAUGAGAAACGAAAAGAUGAGAUCCGGCCUGAGUCUCCUACAGAGAAACCGUGGAAGAUGAUGGAUGACGUCUCAUUGCAGCUUCUAGUGAAAGAGGCCAAAGAAUCGGUCCUCCCACUGGGUGAUGAACGAGAGCAGGUUGUUGCCUUGGCCAGGCUGGUGAGUGAUGCCAUGGGCGGAGCAGUGGAGAUGGAGAAGUUGCAAGAAUUCCCCUGGGUGCUGCACCUCAGCGAGCUCAAGUUUCAGCUCCAGUCUAAUGUUGUCCCAAUUGGUUUGAUCAGCAGGGGCAUCUACUGCCAUAGGGCGCUUCUCUUCAAGUGCCUGGUUGAUUGCAUUGGAAUGAGCUGCACACUUGUUCGGGGGGAGUACAAUCGGGCUUGGAACGAGGUACUCCUCCUCAAUGGGAAUCCCUCCAGCAAUGGGUGCCCUUCAAAGCCCUGCCACUAUAUAGUGGACCUUAUGCAUCAGCCUGGAAGCCUGCUGAGAGCAAAUACUCCUGCUGCUGUGCAAUACCAGACUAUAUAG
This is a messenger RNA of Chelmon rostratus (copperband butterflyfish), 2463 nucleotides long. RefSeq names its product armadillo repeat containing 3 (gene armc3). Gene Ontology annotation, molecular function: protein binding. Lineage: Eukaryota; Metazoa; Chordata; Actinopteri; Chaetodontiformes; Chaetodontidae. The transcript is spliced from 17 exons. The record is from RefSeq and is a predicted model, not a curated record.